AGAAUCGUGGUGAUCAAACAGUCGAAACAUCGCUAUCCCUCAACUUCGAUCCCGAUCCUUAGCGUAGCGACAGCUCCGCCAUUCUCUAGACCUACGGCUCUUUGCGCUUAUACACAUCAAAAUGACUGGUCGCGGUGGUGGCGGUGGUCGCCGUGUUCUCGUUCCUCCUAUCAACUUCAUCUUCAAGCUUCUUCAAUCACACGCAACGGUCAGCGUCUGGCUGUACGAGCAGCUCUCUAUCCGCAUCGAGGGCAAGAUCAGAGGUUUCGAUGAGUUCAUGAACCUGGUAAUCGACGAUGCCGUGGAGGUCAAGCAAAUUACCAAGACCAACGACAAGGAAUCCCGGAGACCUCUCGGUCAAAUUCUGUUGAAGGGAGACAACGUGUCGCUGAUCCAGAGUGCCGCAAGCUGAAGACGUGGUAACGAAACCGAUCGCGUGGAUUUGGAAAACAGACGGACAAUGAGCCAGAGUGGAGUGGUAGCAUGAAGGUAUACCCAAAACCGCCCAGGCCGAUUAAUGGCUGAUGAGGCACUUCCAAGGUAGUCACGGCGCUCAGUAUCUCUUGAGUUGCACAAAGUCCGUCACGUCGCUGAUGGGGUCGAAUGCGUCGAGGAUAAAGACUUGACCUGACCAUGUAUCUUUGUGUCUGCUUUUGGGAGACAUUUACGAACCAAUAAAUACAUGUACGCUUCUGAUUAUU
Molecule: messenger RNA, 701 nt
Organism: Fusarium graminearum PH-1
Lineage: Eukaryota; Fungi; Ascomycota; Sordariomycetes; Hypocreales; Nectriaceae
Exons: 5
Coding region: 122-412 (96 amino acids)
Biological process (GO): spliceosomal snRNP assembly; mRNA splicing, via spliceosome
Cellular component (GO): U4 snRNP; precatalytic spliceosome; U2 snRNP
Molecular function (GO): RNA binding
Source: RefSeq, a predicted model, not a curated record